AUGGCGCAACUCGAUACACUCGACAUCGUGGUGCUCGCCAUCAUCCUGGUGGGCACCGUCGCAUACUUUACGAAAGGCACAUACUGGGCCAAACCGAACGACCCCUACGCGAACUCGCUCGCCAACGCCAAUGGCGCGAAGGCCGGCAAGUCGAGGAACGUCCUCGAGAAGAUGGACGAGACGGGCAAAAACUGCGUGGUCUUCUAUGGCUCCCAGACCGGCACUGCCGAGGACUAUGCCUCGCGUCUGGCCAAGGAGGGCGCCUCUCGUUUUGGCCUGAAGACCAUGGUUGCUGAUCUGGAGGAUUACGAUUAUGAAAACUUGGACGUCUUCCCUGAGGACAAGGUUGCCAUUUUUGUCUUGGCCACUUACGGCGAGGGCGAGCCCACGGACAACGCCGUCGAGUUCUACGAGUUCAUCACCAGCGAGGAUUCUGCCUUCAGCGAGGGCGGCUCCCCGGAUGAUCAGCCCCUGAAGAACCUCAAAUAUGUCGCUUUCGGUCUGGGUAACAACACCUACGAGCACUACAACUCCAUGGUUCGCAACGUCGACAAGGCGCUCCAGAAGCUGGGCGCCAGCAGGAUUGGCGCUGCCGGUGAGGGUGAUGACGGUGCUGGUACCAUGGAAGAGGAUUUCCUUGCCUGGAAGGAGCCCAUGUGGGCCGCUCUCACCGAGGCCAUGCAGCUCGAGGAACGCGAGGCUGUCUACGAGCCUGUCUUUGACGUUGAGGAGAAGCUUGAAAUGAACGCUCAAGAUGACACCGUCUACUUGGGUGAGCCUAACAAGAACCACCUGGAAGGCCAGUCUAAGGGACCGUACAACGCCCACAACCCGUACAUCGCACCGAUUGCCGAGUCUCGGGAACUUUUCACGUCUGGCGAACGCAACUGUCUGCACCUCGAGGUCGACGUCAGCGGCUCCAACCUGUCCUACACUACCGGCGAUCAUAUUGCUGUCUGGCCUACCAACGCGGGCAAGGAAGUCGACAGAUUCCUUCGGAUCCUUGGCUUGGCAGAGAAGCGUGACACGGUGAUUAGCGUCAAGGGUACCGAUCCUACCGCAAAGGUCCCUUUCCCGUCGCCAACUACAUACGACGCUGUCGUUCGCUAUCACAUGGAAAUCUGCGCCCCGGUCUCUCGUCAGUUUGUGUCUUCUCUGGCUCCGUUUGCCCCCAACGACACCAUCAAGGCCGAGAUGGCCAAGAUGGGCGGUGACAAGGAUUACUUCCAGGAGAAGGUUUCUUCGCUCAAUCUGAACAUUGCGCAGUUGCUUGAGCUUCAGUCCAAUGGCGAACAGUGGUCCAAGGUUCCUUUCUCAAUCAUGAUCGAAGGCCUGCACAAGAUCCAGCCGCGUUACUACUCGAUCUCCUCGUCUUCGCUCGUUCAGAAAGAUAAGAUCUCCAUCACGGCUGUUGUCGAGUCUAUUGAGAAGGCUGGCGCGCCGCACAUUGUCAAGGGUGUCACCACGAACUAUCUUCUGGCGUUGAAGCAGAAGCAGCAUGGCGUCGCGGAUCCUGACCCCCAUGGUCUGAACUACGCUCUCACCGGUCCCCGUAACAAGUAUGACGGCAUUCAUGUGCCCGUGCACGUUCGUCACUCGAACUUCAAGCUGCCCUCGGAUCCUUCCAAGCCCAUCAUCAUGGUCGGUCCCGGCACUGGUGCUGCACCUUUCCGGGGUUUCGUUCAGGAGCGUGCGGCACAGGCUCGCGCUGGUGAAAACGUUGGCAAGACGGUGCUCUUUUUCGGCUGCCGCAGGAGGGAUGAGGACUUCCUCUACAAGGAGGAAUGGGAGCAAUACCAGAAGGAUCUCGGCGACAAGUUCGAGAUGCACACCGCCUUCUCUCGCGAGGGACCGAACAAGGUCUACGUGCAGCACAAGAUCCAGGAGAACGCCGAGAUGGUCGACCAGCUUCUGCAACAAAAGGCCUACUUCUACGUUUGCGGUGACGCGGCGAACAUGGCGCGCGCUGUCAACGAGCUGCUCGGCCAGAUCAUCUCCAAGCAGCGCGGACUGCCCGAAUCCAAGGGUGAGGAGAUUGUGAAGUCAAUGCGCGCAUCGAACCAGUACCAGGAGGAUGUCUGGUCGUAA
Lasiodiplodia theobromae is the source of this 2088-nucleotide messenger RNA. RefSeq names its product NADPh-cytochrome p450 reductase. The record is from RefSeq and is a predicted model, not a curated record. The coding region runs from base 1 to 2088 and encodes 695 amino acids. The transcript is spliced from 2 exons. Lineage: Eukaryota; Fungi; Ascomycota; Dothideomycetes; Botryosphaeriales; Botryosphaeriaceae. Gene Ontology annotation, molecular function: NADPH-hemoprotein reductase activity; FMN binding; flavin adenine dinucleotide binding. Gene Ontology annotation, cellular component: cytosol.